AUGUCCCAGAUAGAUCAGCUCGAGAAUCGAGAUCUUGCUGAAGAAAUUGAGGCCAUCAAUGCGAUAUAUGAAUUGGAUACCAUCACUAUAGACCAAACAGCGCCCUCCACCGGAAACAGUACUCUCGACCUAGGAAACUCCAUAUCCUCCGAUGACCAUGUACAUACAACGGUGAUUCUCCAAAUUCCAGACCAGCCACACCUUUCCUUCCGCCUUGGAUUUGGCACUACAUAUCCAGAAUCACGACCCACGGUAUUAGGGACUGCAUCGACUGCCGCGCGUGGGGAGGGGAAGAUCGCAGUGGAUGUACUGGAAGACAUUGUACAACGAGCCUGGCAGCCUGGCACUGUAUGUCUGUUCGAUGUGAUAAGCGAAGCGGCAGAGAUAUUCCCAGAGUUGAAUAUCGGCGGAAACAAAGACAUCGAAGCAUCGAGUUCAACUACCACUAAAUCUUCAAAUAAAUUAUCAGGCGGAGAUGAAUCGACGGCUGUCGAUACGACUGAAAGCUUUGAAGCACUUUCAUUACAAGAUGCCUUUGGGCUUGACAGCCCCCCUGUUUGGAUUAUUUCAGACGUUUCGACGGAAAAGAAAUCUGUAUUUGUGGGCCGAGCAGUGCGAGUGACAAGUCUAGUGCAGGCGCAGGCUUUCCUGGAUCACUUGAUUGCUACGGACAAGAAAGUUUCAGUGGCAUCACACAAUAUCAGUGCAUGGCGCAUCAAGCAGAAGAAAGAAGGACGGACAUCUGAAAGUGGCAAUGGUGACGCUGCGGAGACACAGAUCCAAGACUAUGACGAUGAUGGUGAAACAGCUGCUGGAGCCCGUUUAUUGCAUGUUAUGCAGCUAAUGGAUGUGUGGAAUGUGCUGGUUGUGGUCUCAAGAUGGUAUGGUGGGAUCCACCUUGGACCAGCACGGUUUCGACUGAUUAACGAUGUCGGUCGCGAUGCGUUGGUGAAGGGUGGGUUUACCCAGGAACAUAAUGCUACUGAAAAGGGUAAGAAAAAGGGAAAGAAGUGA
Molecule: messenger RNA, 1014 nt
Organism: Penicillium taxi
Lineage: Eukaryota; Fungi; Ascomycota; Eurotiomycetes; Eurotiales; Aspergillaceae
Product: IMPACT family protein
Exons: 1
Coding region: 1-1014 (337 amino acids)
Biological process (GO): regulation of translational initiation
Cellular component (GO): cytoplasm
Molecular function (GO): protein binding
Source: RefSeq, a predicted model, not a curated record